This is a messenger RNA of Aethina tumida (small hive beetle), 1141 nucleotides long. RefSeq lists its product as uncharacterized. Bases 185 to 718 code for a protein of 177 amino acids. NCBI's taxonomy places the organism in Eukaryota, Metazoa, Arthropoda, Insecta, Coleoptera, Nitidulidae. The record is from RefSeq and is a predicted model, not a curated record. The transcript is spliced from 8 exons.
CAUCCCGAACGCGCGUUCCUGAACACGUAAAACGCUCAGCGAUAUCUUCUGUCGAAUCAAAAAAAUUAACAUAUUUAAUUUUGAGACGAAAUUGUGAAGUUUGGAGGCUGCUCAAAUCAUACCGAACUUCUACGGAAAUCUACUUCUGGAGUUUAUUAACGAUUCCGUUAUGUUGUAGUCCAUAAUGAAGGCCACACUCCUUUACCCUUAUGAUAACCUAACGCAUCGGGGAUGUUGCCGCUUAUUAAAUCCAAGACAGGCUGCUGUUACUGCUGCUGUAUAUACUUUAAAUGUAUCCAUUUUUGUCGUCCUGUUGUAUAGUUGGAGAAUAAAUGUCAACGUAAAUAAGUUCACAUCACUAGAAGAUGUAUAUUAUGGUGUACAAAUAGCAUAUUUUGCUAUUAUAGGAACACAAUUAUUCAUGGUAGUGCUUAGUGUAGUUCUCCUAAUUGGAAUAUACAAGGAAAACGUUUCCUUUGUGAUACCCUGGGUCGUUGGAUUUAUAACGUUUAUGGCCCUGGAGGCUGUGUCUAUGGUUUACUCUAAUGUCCUACGAGACCAUGUAAAUAAAGAAUUCGAUGCCCUGUGUAAAGCUGAAGCGGCAUUUUUUAUAGCGAGAACUUUUUUAAAUAUUUUCGCCAUCAGCGGCGUAAUGAAAUUCUGCAACAUGAUCAGGGCCGGAAUCACGUGGAGGGGUCCGGAGGUGAUAGAGCUAUGAUCCAGGAAUUCCAGGGGUUUUUUGGACGUGGAAGAAGACGACGAUUUGAAUUACAACAGCGAUGACAGCGAUUGUUCACUGUUGGUGAGGGUUUCUUCUGGUAGUUCCGUUAGUAAUUCGGAUUACGUUUGACAAACGCGUUGCUCAAGAGGUUGAAUUUGUUUUGUAACAAAAAAAUGGAGGGUAUUUUUUUGUGAGUUGUCACUUAGUUUGUUGUGAAAUAAUGGAAUGAUUUAAACGAACCAUUAAAGGAGAACAUAUUCGCUUUAAUGUUGGAUAAUUGCCAGGAAAAAUUAAUUUAAUUUUAAAUUUGCAGAAAACUUCAAAUGUUCCCGAGUACACGAAAACUUAAUAAAAUUUCAAUUGUGCAUUUCACUAAUUGGCUACUUAAAUUAUACAUUAAUUUUACUCCUGGAAGUACGA